Panicum virgatum (switchgrass) is the source of this 2600-nucleotide messenger RNA. RefSeq names its product protein CASP-like. The record is from RefSeq and is a predicted model, not a curated record. Gene Ontology annotation, biological process: intra-Golgi vesicle-mediated transport. Gene Ontology annotation, cellular component: Golgi membrane. The transcript is spliced from 18 exons. NCBI's taxonomy places the organism in Eukaryota, Viridiplantae, Streptophyta, Magnoliopsida, Poales, Poaceae. Bases 227 to 2329 code for a protein of 700 amino acids.
GAAUCAAACCAAACUCCAAACCCAGUGGCACCACGCCCUCCCCUCCCGUCGCGGCGUCGUCAUCUCCACCGCUCCACGCGACGCAGUCCGGUGCUGCGACAACUACACGAAACCCACUUCGGACGAAGCAGAUCCCAUAUAUACCACCGACUCCACUCCGCGCGUCGCCGCCGUCCGACCUGCCAGAUCCAGGCGUCCAGAUCCCCGAACACCCGCGCGUGCCCCCAUGGAGCCCUCGCCGGCGCAGGCGGGCGCGUCGGACCGCGACCGCUCGCCUCCGCCGCCGCCGCCUCCCCCGCCCCAGUCGUCGGCCGCCGCGGCGAUCUCGUCGCCGCUCGCCGUCGUCUGCAGCUUCUGGAAAGACUUCGAUUUGGAGAAGGAAAGAAGCGGUUUGGAUGAGCAAGGUUUAAAGAUUGCGGAGAAUCAAGAGACUAGCCAAAAGAACAGACGUAAGCUGGCUGAGAACACUCGGGAUUUCAAAAAGGCAUCUUCAGAUGAUAAGCUGAGUUUGUUCAACUCUUUGCUGAAGAGUUACCAAGAAGAAGUCGAUAACCUCACAAAGAGAGCAAAGUUUGGAGAAAAUGCAUUUCUCAACAUCUACCAGAAGCUCUAUGAAGCCCCUGAUCCAUAUCCAGCUCUUGCUUCUAUGGCUGAUCAAGACCAGCAACUAUCUGAACUUGAGACAGAAAACCGUAAGAUGAAACUAGAGCUUGAAGAAUACCGUGCUGAAGCUGCGCACUUGAAGAACCAGCAGGCAACAAUUAGGCGACUUGAAGAGCGAAAUCGCCAACUAGAGCAGCAGAUGGAGGAGAAAGUGAGGGAGAUGGUUGAAAUGAAGCAGCGAAGCAUGGCUGAAGAUAGUCAGAAAACUUUGGAAGCCCUUAAAGAUAGGGAACGGUCAUUGCAGGACCAACUAAGGCAAGCUACAGAAAGUGUAAAGAAUAUGCAGAAGCUACAUGAAUCGGCGCAAAGCCAGCUGUUUGAGCUUCGCACUCAGUCAGAGGAGGAUCGAACUGCAAAGGAGGCUGAAGUCAGCCUUCUGAUGGAUGAAGUUGAACGUGCUCAAGCACGAUUAGUCAGUCUCGAGAGGGAAAAGGGGGAUUUACGGUCCCAGUUGCAGACAACAAAUGAAGAUGCAAGCAAGAGUAGUGAUUAUUUGGAAUCAAGUGAUAUACUUGAGAGUUCCUUGAACGCCAAGGAGAAGAUUAUCUCAGAGUUAAAUGCAGAACUUCGCAAUAUUGAAAGUACUUUAUCAAGUGAGAGAGAAAUGCAUGUGAAUGAGCUGAAGAAGUUGACUGCUUCACUCACCGAAAAGGAAAGUGCUCUUAUGGAAUUGAAGAAAGAACUUCAAGAACGACCUACACAAAAAAUGGUAGAUGAUCUCAAGAAAAAGGUUCAGAUUUUGCAGGCCGUUGGUUACAACUCCAUAGAAGCUGAAGACUGGGAACUAGCUACCAAUGGUGAAGAAAUGAGCAAGCUGGAAGCAUUGCUUCUUGACAAGAACCGUAAAAUGGAGCAUGAACUAACACAACUGAAGGUUAAAAUAUCGGAGAAAACGAGUCUUCUUGACGAAGCUGAAAAAAGGAUAGCUGAACUAACUUCAAAGGUCGAGGAGCAGCAAAAGUUGAUUUUGAAACUCGAGGAUGACAUAUUAAAGGGUUACAGUUCAACCGAUAGAAGGGCUUCACAGUUGAAUGAUUGGGAUCUUCAAGAAAUCGGCUCUAGUGAAGCAUCGGAGGGUACUGAUCCAAGGUAUGCAUCACCAGAUCAAGAUCAAAAUUCUAUGCUCAAGGUCAUCUGCAACCAGAGGGAUCGUUUCCGUGCACGACUACGUGAAACCGAGGAGGAACUGAGGAAAUUGAAGGAGAAGUAUGCGAUGUUGACUGUAGAGCUGGAAAAAACUAAAGCUGAUAACGUCCAACUUUAUGGAAAGAUUCGAUAUGUCCAGGACUACAGCCACGACAAGAUUGUUUCCAGAGGACCAAAGAAGUAUGCAGAAGAUAUUGAAAGUGGUUCUUCAGAUGUUGAAGCAAAGUACAAGAAAAUGUAUGAGGACGACAUAAAUCCUUUUGCUGCUUUUUCAAAGAAGGAAAAGGAUCAACGAUACAAGGAACUUGGUUUAAGAGAUAAAAUCACUCUUAGCAGUGGUCGGUUUCUCCUUGGCAACAAAUACGCCCGGACAUUUAUAUUCUUCUACAGCAUUGGAUUGCAUCUCCUUGUAUUUACAUUGCUGUACAGAAUGUCAGCUUUGAGCUAUCUCCACACGACUCCUGGACAUGAUGAAAUCAUUCUGGAUGCUGGCAAUCAGACGCUAUCGCACAUGCUCUAAUUCAAGCUGAACUUCCAUGGACAGUAUCAUAGAAGCAGAUACAUUCUGGGUUUUGAUCUGUAGAAUCUUUGCAUAGGAUCAUGACUGAAAUUGCAAUUUUUAUCUGUUCCCUUAGGCGUCUGGAUAUGUUUCUUCUGUAGAUAAAAGUUUUCCAGUUUUGGGGGCAGGGGUAUCAGGGCAUGGACUUUGAAGUCAACUGUAUACUGUUGUAUUAUUAAUUGCCAUUUUCCUGGUAAAUGAAAGCACACAUUUGGCCACAGAAGGUACAUCA